Molecule: messenger RNA, 324 nt
Organism: Symbiodinium sp. CCMP2456
Lineage: Eukaryota; Dinophyceae; Suessiales; Symbiodiniaceae
Source: the annotation of a GenBank genome assembly
AUGAAGUCGCUCGAGCGUGCCAUUGAGUUCGGCGCACCCGUGCUCUUGGAGAACGUGGGCGAGGAACUCGACCCAUCACUCGAGCCGAUCCUAGCCAAGAACAUCAUCGACGCCGGUGGAGGCAGUCUCUCCAUCAAAGUGGGCGACAAUGUUCUGGACUACAAUCCUCAGUUCAUGUUCUACAUCACCACGAAGCUGUCGAAUCCACACUACACGCCCGAAGUCUCCACGAAGACGACUAUCGUGAAUUUCAUCGUGGUCCUGGAUGGCCUUACCAACCAGCUUCUGGGCGUGAUUGUUCGAAGCGAAGACUCGCGCUUGGAG